Messenger RNA from Pipistrellus nathusii (Nathusius's pipistrelle), 465 nucleotides. The record is from the annotation of a GenBank genome assembly. NCBI's taxonomy places the organism in Eukaryota, Metazoa, Chordata, Mammalia, Chiroptera, Vespertilionidae.
AUGAGGAUCCCCGGCCCCGCGGCCCCCCGGCCCCCCGGCCCCGCGGCCCCCCGGGCGCCCGGCGAGGUGCUGCGCGAGGUGCUGCGCGAGGGCGAGCUGGAGAAGCGCAGCGGCAGCCUGCUGCAGCUCUGGAAGCGGAAGCGCGGCGAGCUCACGGCCGACCGGCUGCGCCUCUUCCCCGCCGGCCGGGGCGCGCGGCCCAAGGAGCUGCGCUUCCACUCGCUGCUCAAGGUGGACUGCGUGGAGCGCACCGGCAAGCACGUCUACUUCACCCUCGUCACCACCGACCGCAAGGAGAUCGACUUCCGCUGCCCGGGCGAGAGCUGCUGGAGCGCGGCCAUCGCGCUGGCGCUCAUCGACUUCCAGAACCGCCGCGCCCUGCAGGAGCGCGCCCCGGCGCCCCGCGCCCCGGCCCCGGCCCCGGGCCCCGCCGCCCCCGAGCCCCGCGCCGCCCGCGCGUCCUGA